Tribolium madens (black flour beetle) is the source of this 1178-nucleotide messenger RNA. It is a transcript of the gene ND-18, whose product is annotated as NADH dehydrogenase [ubiquinone] iron-sulfur protein 4, mitochondrial. Lineage: Eukaryota; Metazoa; Arthropoda; Insecta; Coleoptera; Tenebrionidae. Gene Ontology annotation, biological process: electron transport chain. The record is from RefSeq and is a predicted model, not a curated record. The transcript has 4 exons. Bases 101 to 676 code for a protein of 191 amino acids.
GGCUACCCUGAAUUUUGACAAUUGACGUAACAUCGAUUGUCCGUGUUUAUAAAAAAGUAAAAAAAAAUCGUCAGCAGUUCACUAAUUGGACUAUUUUCAAAUGGCUUCUAUAAUUUUGCGUUCAAGGGCACUUCAAAAGUGCCCUAGUUUAAAGUGGUCUCUUGCUAGUAUUUCAACAACUUCAAGUCGUCAAAGUGAUGAUAUAUCUAAAGCUAUUAAUCAAAAAGAAGCUCCACAAAUUAACGAUUUGGCCCUUCUUAAUCCUGAGGAAGUCGAACAACGUAAACGUUUACAAGGUUACAUAACAGUGGACGCAACUACUGAUAUUUCUUGUGUGACGGGGGUUCCUGAGGAGCACGUCAAGGAACGUUUGGUGCGUAUCUAUGAACCUGCUAAAAAUGCAAUGCAAAGUGGGACUGACAAUACUGGACAUUGGGAAAUGGAUUUUGAUACUCGCGAGCGAUGGGAAAACCCUUUGAUGGGGUGGUGUUCGACCGGGGACCCAUUGUCCAACAUGAAAAUACAGUUUUCAAGCAAAGAGGACGCAAUUCAAUUCUGUGAGAAAAAUGGCUGGCAGUGGUACGUCCAGGAGAGUUCGUUUGAGAGACCAUUUAAGCCAAAGUCUUAUGGCAUUAAUUUUUCAUGGAACAAACGUACUCGAGUGUCUACCAAGUAGUUUGAAUUAAAAAGAGAUUGAUUAAUUUGGUUUUAUUUUUAAUUUAAAAGCUAUAACUUUGACAAUUUAAAGAUUUGUACACAAGUCUACUCUAGUGUUUCUGCUACUAUAUUAAAAUUAACAAUGAUAUUUAAAAUAUCUGAUGAAGGCAAUCUAGGUAAACGUUAUCACUAGCAAUAUAAAUAGCUAACAAAACAGCAAAAGCUGCGUGUCGAAACGCAGUUUCAGGCACGCGGCCCCAUAACUUUGGCGAUUAUAUACAUUUAUUAAAUAUUUUGGCAAUAAACUUUAUUCAAACCUGCCUCAUAAAAUGCAACAAUACGUUUGUAACAAUUUAUGAAAGUCCUGACGGGAGGAGGUUGAUCCUUCCGUUGGGACCCGUCUUUGAUACACAAUAUCACAAUGAAUAAAACCUUUUUUAGCAUGUAGUAAGGAAGAAGAAAUUUUUCAUAUAAACAAGUUAUAAUUUUAUUUUCAAGCAAUAAAGUAAAGUUGUUCUCUA